Tripterygium wilfordii is the source of this 4167-nucleotide messenger RNA. RefSeq lists its product as uncharacterized. Gene Ontology annotation, molecular function: ATP binding; polysaccharide binding; protein kinase activity. Gene Ontology annotation, biological process: protein phosphorylation. Lineage: Eukaryota; Viridiplantae; Streptophyta; Magnoliopsida; Celastrales; Celastraceae. The transcript is spliced from 7 exons. Bases 115 to 4008 code for a protein of 1297 amino acids. The record is from RefSeq and is a predicted model, not a curated record.
UUCCUUUCCUUGAAAAUGGCACACCAGUUUCAAACACUUGUUAAAAUAUAUACCAAAAACCAGACCCAUAAAUCUUGACCAUCUCUGUUCUCUCUCUCUGUUUCACCACAACCCAUGAACCAAUCUUAUUCUUUCACCAUCUUCUUCUUCUUCAUCUUUGUUCUUGCUUGUGCCGAUGAAGAUCAAGACUUCAUAGACUGCCAUAUUAAUUUCAAUUGCGGAGAAUUGGCGGACAUCGGUUAUCCUUUCUGGGGCAAUGGUCGACCUGAAAAGUGUGGUCACCCACUGUUUAUGCUCGAAUGUUUUCAGGAUACAACUACAAAUAUGCUCGUCCACCAACGUGUGUACCAGGUGGUCCAUAUAGAUCCUUUUUCUCAUACAAUCAAUAUAUCCAGACCCAGAGAGAGAUGUCCUCCAACAUUCGAGAAUGAAACUUUUGCUUAUCCAUUUAAUUACUCUGCCACUGUACAGAAAUUAAUCCUGUUUUACAACUGCACCGCCAUCCCUGAUUCCUCUCUUUCAAGCAAUAAUUUCUCAUGCCCCGUCCUUGGAACAGAGAGGGAUGCGUUCUACGGUGACGAUAUAUUGUUUGGUGGAGCUAGAUUCAAUGAUACUGCUUGUAAUAUUCAAGUCAAAGUUCCUGUUGAAGAAGAUAUUCUUAGUGAACUUAUUCAAACUGGAGUUGGACUACUUGAUGAGGCUUUGAAUGAACCUUUUGGUGUGAAUUACCAAACUCAUAUACUAUGCGAUGCUUGUGAGGGAUCUGGUGGGAAUUGUGGUACCAACUUGAGUUCUUUGACGCGUGAACCGCAGUUCAUCUGCUACUGUCAUGACGGACAUCAUCAGCCUGUUACGUGUGCUGAUGACAAGGAUCGAUCGGGAUGGAAGCGGAAGCUAACUCUAGGAAUUGGUGCCAGUUUUGGAAGCGUAGCCAUUAUUUGCACCAUGAUACUAAUUUGCCGCAUUGUUAAAGGAAAGAUCCUAUCAAAUAAAGAUGAUCAAGAACUUGAGGCAAUUAUUAACGGUUGUGGUCUUUUACCUGUGAAAAGAUAUUGUUUCUCAGAUAUAAAGAAGAUAACCUGCUCUUUGAAAGACAAACUAGGACAGGGGGGUUAUGGGAGUGUCUACAAAGGAAAACUAUUCGACGGUCGUCUUGUUGCAGUGAAGGUUCUUAACACUACAAAAGGGGAUGGACAAGAUUUUAUGAAUGAGGUUUUGAGCAUAAGCAAAACUUCCCAUGUUAACAUUGUCACUCUUUUGGGAUUCUGUUUAGAAGGAAGCAAAAGAGCGCUCAUAUACGAAUUUAUGUCCAAUGGGUCUCUCGAAAAGUUUAUAUAUGGCAAGAGUAACACAAAUACCAAUCACCAUUUUUUGGGAUGGGAAAAUAUGUUCCGAAUUGCAGUCGAGAUUGCUCAAGGGCUCGAGUACUUGCACCGAGGUUGCAACACCAGGAUUCUGCAUUUCGACAUAAAGCCUCACAACAUUCUUUUAGACGAAGACUUUUGUCCGAAGAUCUCUGAUUUCGGGUUAGCAAAACUUUGCAUUAAGAAAGAAAGUAUUGUGUCAAUCCUCGAGGCUAGAGGCACCAUCGGAUACAUUGCUCCUGAACUGUUUAGCAGAAACUUGGGAGGAGUCUCACAUAAAUCUGAUGUGUAUAGCUAUGGAAUGAUGAUUCUUGAGAUGGUUGGAGCAAUAAACAACACAAACAUCAAAGGAGAAAAUAGCAGUGAGGCGUAUUUUCCACAUUGGAUCUAUAAACGACUUGAGGAAGAAAAUGAUUUCGAAUUGAAUGGUGAUGUUAUGACUGAUAUGGAAAAUGAAGCUGCAAGGAAGAUGGUCUUGGUGGGUCUCUGGUGCAUACAAACUCAUCCAUCUCAGAGGCCUAACAUUAGUGAAGUAUUAGAUAUGUUGAAAGGAAGUGUAGAAAAUUUGCAAGUCCCACCACGACCUUUUGUAACUUCUCCUUCAAGAUCACCGCUGUUCGAGUCUCUCAGUUCAUCAGUUUUGAUUUUGUCAAGAAAACUUGAGAUUAAUUAUGCGCUCCCCGACGAACCCUUAACCUUAUCAAGAUUGACCAUCUCUGUUCUCUUUCUCUCUGUUUCACCACAACCCAUGAACCAAUCUUAUUCUUUCACCAUCUUCUUCUUCUUCAUCAUCUUUGUUCUUGCUUGGGCUGAUGAAGAUAAAGACUUCCUAGACUGCAAUAUUCGUUUCAAUUGCGGAAAAUUGGUGAACAUCAGUUAUCCUUUCUGGGGCAAUGAUCGACCUGAAAAGUGUGGUGACCACCAGUUUGGGCUCAAAUGUGUUGACAAUAUAACUGGCACUAUAUCCUUCAAUCUGCAUGAAUACCAGGUGGAAGAUAUAAAUUCUUCUUCUCAUACAAUCAAAAUAUCCACACCCAGAGAGAUAUGUACUCCACCAUUCGUGGAUGAAACUUUGGCCUCUCCAUUUAGUUACUCUUCCACUGUACAGAACUUAACCCUGUUUUACAACUGCACCAGCAACCCUUUUUUUAUCGAAAGUCCAAGAUAUUAUUUCUUAUGCCCUGUCAAUGGAACAGAGAGGGACGUGUAUUACGCUCGUUGGGUGUAUGGUGAAGAAGAAUUCAAUGAUACAGCUUGUACUAGAAAAGUUGAUGUUCCAGUUGAAGAGGAGGUUCUUGUUGAAUUUCUUGAUAAUGGAGUUGUAAACCAUAGUGAGGCUUUGAAGAAACCUUUCAGGGUGAAUUACUUUAUCUCAACUUAUGCACUAUGUGAUAAUUGUGUGGCAUCUGGUGGGAAUUGUGGUACCAACUUGAAUUCUUCAACGCAGUUUAUCUGCUACUGUCAGGACGGACAUCAUCAGCCUUUUACGUGUGCUGAUGACAAGGAUCGAUGGGGAUGGAAGCGGAAGCUUACUCUAGGAAUUGGUGCCACUUUUGGAAGCGUAGCCAUUAUUUGCACCAUGAUACUAAUUUGCCGCAUUGUUAAAGGAAAGAUCCUAUCAAAUAAAGAUGAUCAAGAACUUGAGGCAAUUAUUAACGAUUGUGGUCUUUUACCUGUGAAAAGAUAUAGUUUCUCAGAUAUAAAGAAGAUAACCUGCUCUUUGAAAGACAAACUAGGACAGGGGGGUUAUGGGAGUGUCUACAAAGGAAAACUAUUCGACGGUCGUCUUGUUGCAGUGAAGGUUCUUAACACUACAAAAGGGGAUGGACAAGAUUUUAUGAAUGAGGUUUUGAGCAUAAGCAAAACUUCCCAUGUUAACAUUGUCACUCUUUUGGGAUUCUGUUUAGAAGGAAGCAAAAGAGCGCUCAUAUACGAAUUUAUGUCCAAUGGGUCUCUCGAAAAGUUUAUAUAUGGUAAGAGUAACACAAAUACCAAUCACCAUUUUUUGGGAUGGGAAAAUAUGUUCCGAAUUGCAGUCGAGAUUGCUCAAGGGCUCGAGUACUUGCACCGAGGCUGCAACACCAGGAUUCUGCAUUUCGACAUAAAGCCUCACAACAUUCUUUUAGACGAAGACUUUUGUCCGAAGAUCUCUGAUUUCGGGUUAGCAAAACUUUGCAUUAAGAAAGAAAGUACUGUGUCAAUCCUUGAGGCUAGAGGCACCAUCGGAUACAUUGCUCCAGAACUGUUUAGCAGAAACUUGGGAGGAGUCUCACAUAAAUCUGAUGUGUAUAGCUAUGGAAUGAUGAUUCUUGAGAUGGUUGGAGCAAUAAACAACACAAACAUCAAAGGAGAAAAUAGCAGUGAGACGUAUUUUCCACAUUGGAUCUAUAAACGACUUGAUGAAGAAAAUGAUUUCGGAUUGAAUGGUGAUGUUAUGACUGAUAUGGAAAAUGAAGCUGAAAGGAAGAUGGUCAUGGUGGGUCUCUGGUGCAUACAAACCGAUCCAUCGCAGAGGCCUAACAUUAGUGAAGUAUUAGAUAUGUUGAAAGGAAGUGUAGAAAAUUUGCAAGUUCCACCACGACCUUUUGUAGCUUCUCCUUCAAGAUCAUCGUUGUUCGAGUCUCUCAGUUCAUCAAUUUUGUGAUAACAAAUGUGUACACCUGCUAGAGAAAUUCAACUCCAUUUUGGCAUGAUCAAGCAUGUAGAAAAGAUUUAUCUAUGCAUUUUUUUUUGUAAUGCAUGAAGUUAUUGUUGGGAAAAAUAACAUAAUGGAUGAAAAGCAAUAAUAACACCAAGAAUUUUU